Messenger RNA from Labrus bergylta (ballan wrasse), 4994 nucleotides. RefSeq names its product myocardin related transcription factor Ab (gene mrtfab). Gene Ontology annotation, molecular function: transcription coactivator activity. Gene Ontology annotation, biological process: smooth muscle cell differentiation; positive regulation of transcription by RNA polymerase II. The record is from RefSeq and is a predicted model, not a curated record. Lineage: Eukaryota; Metazoa; Chordata; Actinopteri; Labriformes; Labridae. Gene Ontology annotation, cellular component: nucleus.
AGAAAAGCACCGGGAGAGAAGAGGCGAGGCAGUAGCAGCAUUUCUCUUCACACGCUUUUGUUUUUGGAAGAAUUUCUUUGACUUGUACAGGAGUCUCCUGAAGCAUUUGAACCACGUCCUUCCUUUGGAGAGAGAGGACAGUAAUUGAGGGGACAGCUUGCGCAGUAUUGACACGUCGAGGACUCUUCUUUCUUCUCUUCAGCCAAAAACCGCAAAACAUUUUGGACUCGGGAGGAGGAGGGCUUUUGAAUAAAGAGACCAAUGUUUAUCAGAUAAUUCAACUACAUUCUAAAUGAUAAUGCUGGACACCAACCAUUGCCUGUCCUUUGAACCCUCCCCCCCUGGCUCUCCUCCAAUGGGAGAUGACAUAGAGAAGGCAGGACUGGCGAUGGAUCAUGACAGACAUGUCUAUCACAGCUUGAAAGAAGUCCUCCAGCUCAAACUCCUGCAGAGACGCACACGAGAGGAACUGGUCAGCCAAGGGAUCAUGCCACCACUGAAGAGCCCGGCAGCCUUUCACGAACAGCGGAGGAGUCUGGAGCGAGCAAGGACCGAGGACUAUCUGAAGAGGAAGAUCAGGAGUCGACCUGAGCGCUCUGAACUGGUCAGGAUGCACAUUUUGGAGGAGACGUCUGCAGAGCCGUCCCUGCAGGCCAAGCAGCUGCAGCUGAAGCGGGCACGACUGGCCGACGACCUCAACGACAAAAUCUCCCACAGACCAGGUCCCAUCGAACUGGUUCACAAGAACAUCCUGUCGGUUACCUGCACUGUGCACUCACCACUGGCUGAAGGAGAGAGCUCGUCUUUAGAUGAAGACAGCAGCGACGCACUUUCCCCGGACCAGCUAACCAAUCACGACUCACCUGUGAGCGCCGUCCCUCAGUUGUCUCCACCUGACACGGUCACCCAGAACGGGGACAUUCCCCUCACACAGUUCCUGACUCAGCGGCCCCCUCCGCCUCCUCCGCCUCCUCCACCCCAGGUGAAUGGGUCAGACUCCUCUCCGUUCACAAAAUUAACAAACGGGACAACAGUGCCAGUGACCAUAACAAACUCCCGCCCUUCUACCGGACAGGUCAAGUCUCAGUCUAAGACGAGUUCAGACCGUCCUUCACACAGAUCCAAGAAAGCAAAGGACAGCAAGCCCAAGGUGAAGAAGCUGAAGUACCACCAGUACAUCCCUCCGGAUCAGAAAGCAGACAAAGAGCAGCCGCCUGCGAUGGACUCAUCUUACGCUAAGCUUCUUCAUCAGCAGCAGCUCUUCCUGCAGCUGCAGAUCCUCAACCAGCAACAGCAGCACUACAACUACCACACCAUCCUGCCUGCCCCUCCCAAGCCACUGACGGAGCAGCCUCCCACAACCACUUCCGGCCCUUCCCCCUCCCGCAGCGCUCCCACGACUACCACCCCCGCCACCUUCAAUCAGAGCGGGAGUGCCCGUCAGAGCCAAACUGCAGUGGGCGGAGCUAAACCAGUCAGUCUGCCUGCCAACCUGGAUGAGUUCAAGGUCGCUGAGCUGAAACAGGAAUUGAAACUGCGUGGUCUGACCGUCUCAGGCACCAAGAACGAUCUCAUUGAGCGGCUUCGCAACUACCAGGAGCAAAACGGCAGCAACGCGGCAGCUUUGAAAAAUGGCACAUCACAGCCCAGCCAUCAGGUCACGACCUCGGCUGCUGGCACUGUCACUUCCUCUCCCGCCAUAACAACCACACCUGAGCACCAACCAGAUGGAGGGUUUAGGUUAUCUCUAUCAUCCCUGGCUCAGGUGGUUCCAGGGCGGGUCAUGAGGUUUGGCAGCACCAGCUCCAGCCCUCCCGUGUCACCUUCUCCGUCUGAGAGGUCUUUGGCCGGGAUGAGUCCUGAUGAGACGAGCUGUAACGGGGACAUGUUCGGAGAGAUGGUGAGCUCUCCCCUUACCCAGCUCACCCUGCACCCGUCUCCCCAGCACCCAUCCAACGUCGCUCCGCUCUCCCAGUCUCUCUCCAACGUCAAAGAGGAGAUCCAGAGCUCCUGCAGCCUCUCUAGGCCAUCCCCCUCCUCAAGUCAGCCUCCAGAGCCUCAGCCUGGAGUUGCCAUGGACACCAUGGACAAAGACCAGAUGCUGCAGGAGAAGGACAAACAGAUUGAGGAGCUAACCAGGAUGCUGCGUCAGAAGCAGAGGCUGGUGGAGACGCUGCGGUCACAGCUGGAGCAGGGCAAGAUGUCGGGUGCAAUAGUGAUAGCAGGAGGGGACAAGAGCAAAACACCCAGAGAUGUUAAACUUCAAACUCUAAUAAAAGCCUCUGCCAUUCAGCCCCCUGUUUUCCCUAACGGCAUUGUGGUGAAGGUGAAGAAGGAGGUGGAGCCUGAAGAGCGGAUGGAGGGAGUGACAGAGGAGGAACAGGCGAAGAAACCAGAGCAGCCGAUGCAGUGCUCUCAGGAGACCCUCGUCCGGCUGCAGCAGAUCCACCGGCUGCAAGUCCAACAGGCCGAACAGCAGAAACAGACGCUGCAGCAGAGUCCCACACAGAAAGUAGCCGAGGCAAAGACAAGCCCUCAAAAGCUGCAACAGCAGAAGAAAGAAGCUCAAAUCCUGCUCCAUCAGCAGCAGCAACUGCAGCAGCUCAUCAUCCAGCAGACCCAACAGAAACAGCUGCAGGCCCAGCAGAAGUUAGUGCAGCAGAAACUCGCCCAGCAGAAGCUCAGUCAGCAGAAACUGCAGCUGCUCAAACAGACUCAAGGGCAGGUCCAGCAGAAGAACCAGGUCCAACUGAAGCAGGUUCAGGUGCAGAUCCAGAAGUCUCCGGGGAACCCAGUGCAGCAGAGGAAGCAGCUGAAGGCUCAGCACAGGAGGCAGCAGACUGCAGCAGUCACCACACAACAGGUGACCCCUGUCGUCAUCAACCAACAGAAUGGCACUCAGAUCCACACUCAGGCCAUUUCAUUAGAUCUCCUCAAGGCCAACGGUGCGCCAACACUCGUCACCGACAGCAAUGGAAACCACUACCUGAUCGCCCUCACCAGUAACACCCCAGAUGGUCAGAACGGCGUGUCCUCACUGGCCAAAACAAAUGGACGCAUCACACUGCAGAGAUUGCAGUCGACUCCGAGUAAACUGCCCAGCACUGAAAGCAAAUCAAAAGAGCAGCCAGAGGCGGAGCCUGUGAGCCAAGCAAACAAAAAGGGACAGAAGGCGGGGCUUCACCUGGACACCAAUGGUUCGCCCCAACCCAGCCUAUCAGCCACCGCUCCGCCCAACCUGCAGCCUUUCUUUGACGACGUGUCAGACAGUGAAAGCCAAAGCAGCUUACUGUCAUCUCUGAAGAGAGAGGAGGUGUGUCCGCCUUAUGACCGGCACACACUCUUCACCCCUCCCUCUCCCAAACCCAACACCUCCCUUCCUGCUCAACGCUCCAAACAGGAGAAUGGUGUGAACAGUCAGCAGAUGGAUGACCUGUUUGACAUCUUGCUGAAGAGUGGAGAAAUCUCCGGCUUCAAGUCCAACCCUGACCCCUCCCUCACCCCACUCUCUGACCCGCCUUCACCUGCUUCUCCCCCAUCCCCCCUCCAUCUCUCCCCUCCCACCCCCACACAGCCCCUCCUCUCCCCUCAGCCCUCUGUAGGCGAGCCCUGCACAGGCAGUGCCCGCCUGGAGGACUUCCUGGAGAGCACCACUGGCGCCCCGCUGCUGGGGGUGGAGCCUGACGGCGGCCUGACGCUGAUCGACGACCUCCACAGCCAGAUGCUGAGCACGCACAGCAUCCUGGACCACGCCCCUUCCCCCAUGGACACUUCCGACCUGGGCUUCUCCCCUCACUCUACGGGGCUGGACUUCGGUGACCCCACCUUGGACAGCAUGGACUGGCUUGAUAUCUCCAUGGUGGGAAGCAGCGGUGUAGGGAGCGGGGGCAGCGGAGGGGGGAGAGGAGGAAGAGGAGGGGAGGUCGCUGGUGACGGAGAUGGAGGGACGAGCCUGACCCCGCUGGCGCCACACACUCCACCCAGCGUCUUCUCGGCCGACUUUCUGGACAGCACGGACCUGCAGCUACACUGGGAGUCAUGUCUGUAGCCCUGCGCGAGGACUGACGGGCGCUGGCUCACACUGUGUACACGCUGCGUCUUUAUUUCAUGCACAUACUGAAACCUUUUCUAUGCUGUCUCUACCACUGCGGGGGUCACUGGCACAUGCAAACACGCACACAUUUACUCAGUUUUCCUUGUCUUUUACUUGCUGUUACUGAUCGCAGGAUGAGGUGAAAUAAGCAAAUGAAAUUCUAUGAGGAGCCAACAAGCAGACGGGUUAAAAUCCAGGCUGGUAAAAUCCCACUUCAUGUGUCCUGAGCUGCAUUUCAAGCAAGUAAAAGUAAACCAGCAGAACUGUAGGUCACUGUAAUACAAUUGUUCAACUCCUGGAGGCGGUUUGACGGAUAAGAGCUGAGGAUGGACCGUCAGUGACGUUCACUCAGGCUCUUUGAGAUAUCAGAGUGCGUGUGUCAGUGCCUCCUAAACUUUGCACUUAUGCUGAAUCUGAUUGGUUUAAAGGGUGUGUUCAGGUCACAAUCGUAAUGCUGCCUGGUGAGGCUGACUGAGAGUCACCAUGUAUUCUUUUGAUCAGCUGAGCUGUUGAUGGUGUGAAAUGGAAGGCAGCUGUCGGUGACCUCGUCGCCUCACCGCGGCAACCUGAACCCCGCCCACACUAGUCAAAAAAACACAACCAUCACUGGUUGACAGUUGCUAUUGGAAUGAACCAUAUCAUUGGCAACAGUUUGAAUUGAAGCCUCGUUGGAGGUUGUGUAUUAUUGGUAACAUUAUGGUAGGCCACUGUGUAUUGCUGUAUAUGGGGUGUAUAUUAUCAAUUGUCCAUAAGACUAUUUUUCUUUGCUGGUUGCUUUAGAGUCGAGCUCGCCGGCUGGGGAACAUAGGGUGAGGGCGGGGCUUCCAAAAUACUUGGACCUUGUCAUUUUUUAAAGAAAAAAAAGUUUAAAAAAAAAAAUAAAAACAUAUAAUAAAAAGUC